Messenger RNA from Euleptes europaea (tarantolino), 966 nucleotides. RefSeq names its product olfactory receptor 10A7-like. Gene Ontology annotation, molecular function: olfactory receptor activity; G protein-coupled receptor activity. Bases 1 to 966 code for a protein of 321 amino acids. Gene Ontology annotation, cellular component: membrane. The transcript has a single exon. The record is from RefSeq and is a predicted model, not a curated record. Gene Ontology annotation, biological process: G protein-coupled receptor signaling pathway. Lineage: Eukaryota; Metazoa; Chordata; Lepidosauria; Squamata; Sphaerodactylidae.
AUGGCAGAGAAUGUAUGGCCAAACCAGACAACUGUUUCUGAAUUCAUACUCUUGGGAUUUGGAGAUCUUCCAGAGCUGCAGAUUCCUCUCUUCCUGCUAUUUUUAGUGAUCUACUUGUUAACCAUGACUGGCAAUCUUCUAAUUGUUGUGUUAGUUGUGGCUGAUAGACACCUUCACACUCCCAUGUACUUCUUCCUGGGGAAUCUGUCCUUCCUGGAAUCCUUCUGUAGCUCCACAGUUCUGCCUAAGAUGUUGUCAAACCUAUUGACUGGGGAAAAAAUGAUCUCUUUCAACUCUUGUUUCAUACAGUUUUUCAUCUUUGCUUGCCUGGGAGGUACUGAAUGCUACCUCCUCUCCAUGAUGUCUUAUGACAGGUAUUUAGCAAUAUGUAAACCACUUCAUUAUGCUGUUCUAAUGAAUGGCAGGUUGAGUUUCCAAUUAGCAGCUGUGUCUUGGGUGAGUGGAGUUUUGGUCAGCACCAGUUUGACUUUGAAAAUAUCCUGGUUAUCCUUCUGUGGUCCCAAUGAAAUUGAUCACUAUUUUUGUGAUGUGAUUCCUGACAUAAGGUCUCUCUCAUGUAGUGACACAACUUCAUUUGAACUGUCAGCAUUCAUAUUUACUUGUGUAUUCACUCUGCCUCCCUUUCUCCUCACCCUGUCCUCUUACAUCUCAAUCAUUGUUUCUAUCCUCAGAAUCUCAUCCACCACUGGAAGGCAAAAGGCUUUUUCCACCUGUUCCUCUCACCUCACAGUGGUUGCCUUGUAUUAUGGAACACUGAUGCUGGUCUAUUUGCUUCCGAGAUCCAAGAAUCUAAGGGAUGUGAAGAAAGUUUUUUCCCUCUUCUAUACAGUGUUGACCCCUAUGGUCAAUCCCCUCAUAUACAGCCUACGAAAUGUUGAAGUGAAAGAGGCUUUGAGAAGGAGGUUUAGAGCCUUUUCAACCUAUCUUUCCAGCUCCCUUUUUUGA